AUGAGUGACGGUCGAAAUCGAUUAAGUGGUUGUGAAUAUCGAAAACAAGCUUUCAAAAGGAAAUUGAAAGAUGACGAGGUUAUGGCAAAAACUCGAAAACUUUCCUCCUAUUUUAUCACUAAGCAUCUUGAAGUAAAUGUUUUAAACACUACAGAAAAAAACGAGCUCUCAGAUGACAUUGAUAAUGAGAGAAAAAUUAACGAUGACGAAUUAGAAAAACCAAACAGUACCAAUUUGUUUUCAACGCAAGAUGUGUUUGGUGAUAAAAUGUUUUUUGAAAAUUCAAAUCUCAGCGAUGACCCGGCAAAGUGGAUCAUAUCCGACACAUUACGUGAUCAUUUCGCUCAACAUGGCUACAAACAAAAUAAGGAUGUCGAUUUUUCACAGUCAAAAAGAGUUCUAACGAUAACUAAAGGAGCUUUAUACUGUGUUCCAUGUCUUCUUUUUGGCGGCGAUUCUUCGUUUGCUGACAAAGAUGGAUUUAGUGAUUGGAAAAAUGCGGUUAAUAGAAUAAGUGAUCACGAAAAUUCAGAAAAGCAUGUAAGUUGCUUAAAAUCUCUGAACGAUAGAGCUAAUGCUUUCGGUAGAAUUGAUAAAACUCGAAUGAAAGAUUAUAAUAAAGAAGUAGUCUACUGGCAAAAUGUUUUGAAACGAGUUGUCGCUGUUAUCAAAAGUUUAGCUUCACGUGGAUUGGCUUUUAGAGGACAUGAUGUCAAGUUUGGUUCUCUUCACAAUGGGAAUUAUUUAAUGUUAUUAGAAUUGAUAGCAGAAUUCGAUCCAUUUUUAGCUGAUCACAUUUCAAGAUUUGGAAAUAAAGGUACUGGUAAUACCAGUUAUUUGUCGAAAACGAUUUGUGAAGAAUUAAUACAAAUUUUGUCUGCCAAGGUAUUAAAUACAAUGAUUUAA
Molecule: messenger RNA, 906 nt
Organism: Leptopilina heterotoma
Lineage: Eukaryota; Metazoa; Arthropoda; Insecta; Hymenoptera; Figitidae
Exons: 3
Coding region: 1-906 (301 amino acids)
Source: RefSeq, a predicted model, not a curated record